Messenger RNA from Endocarpon pusillum Z07020, 1719 nucleotides. Its product is annotated as PAB-dependent poly(A)-specific ribonuclease subunit pan3. Gene Ontology annotation, cellular component: PAN complex; P-body. Gene Ontology annotation, molecular function: ATP binding; poly(A) binding; protein kinase activity. The coding region runs from base 1 to 1719 and encodes 572 amino acids. Gene Ontology annotation, biological process: mRNA processing; protein phosphorylation; nuclear-transcribed mRNA poly(A) tail shortening. The record is from RefSeq and is a predicted model, not a curated record. NCBI's taxonomy places the organism in Eukaryota, Fungi, Ascomycota, Eurotiomycetes, Verrucariales, Verrucariaceae. The transcript has 5 exons.
AUGAAGAAGACCUUCAACGUGGAUUCGCCUAGCUUCACACCAUCUUUUUUGUCCGCGACUGAGAAUGUCAAUGCCAAUGGAAAGAAAUCCACGGGGAUCUCCCCAAAGGCAGCGAAUGCAGCGCCCUUUCUCCCCAAAUCUGCUGCAGUUUCGAGAGCCGAUACAUCUACACCAGACUGGCCAGUGGACGUUCAAGAAUUCAUCCCUCAAAGCUACAGUUCGAGUCAUAUGGCCAACGGCAGCGAGGGUAGCGCAUAUGAUCAUUUCCAAACCUCCUCCAGUCACAUACCAGCUCAAAGUAGUUUGAAUUCUCAACCACCUCUAUAUCAAGACGCGCUUUCAAUGGGUGGAGCUGGCUUCUUUCCCAGCCAAAGUGGCUUUCAGCAGCCUGCACAGUAUCACCAGUACGCCCCGGUAGGGCCCCACAACCAAAAUCUCCAAGGCUAUCAACGCAAUGUCCAUGAUCUUUUCAUUCCAAAUGACUUCCGAGAAGAAAUCCAGAAAAAGGCGGCAGCCACUUUGCAGACUAUUCCAAACCUCCAUCUACCGGCUCAUGUUGAAAGCUACCACUCUCUUGUGCCACUUGACACCAACCAGAAGAGCUCUACCAUUCUUGGCGGCUAUUCAUCGUGGAUUUACAAGGCGCAGUCGAGCACCAAUGGCAAAUUCUUUGCUCUGAGGCGAAUAGAAGGCUUCCGUCUGACGAACGAAAAGGCAAUUCGAACUGUGCAAAACUGGAAAACACUCAUAAAUUCGAGUGUGGUUGGGAUUCAUGAUGCUUUUACUACGCGAAAUUUUAACGAUAGUUCCCUCCUUUUUGUAUGCGACUACUAUCCCAUGGCAAAAACACUUGCAGAAUACCAUUUGGGGCAAAGCAAGCUCCUCAGGAGUCGCAAUAAUCCCGAACAGGUCUCAGAAGUUGUUCUUUGGGCGUACAUGACGCAGAUUGCUUCUGCUCUCAAAGCCAUCCAUUCUAGAGGUCUCGCUGCACGAGUGAUUAGCCCAUCCAAGAUCUUGCUUACCGGAAAAAAUCGGAUCCGACUAAAUGCAUGCGCCAUACUUGAUGUGGUGCAUUAUGAUGCUCAGGUAGCUGUUCCACACCUUCAACGACAAGACCUUGUCAAUUUCGGUCUGUUGAUACUCUCGCUCGGCUCGAAUACACCCGAUGCGUCCCAGAACUUCGCGAAGGCUAUGGAUCAGUUUAAGCGACAUUAUGGAAAAGAGCUUCAAGCUGCUGUGGUGUGGCUGUACAGUGCUAUGCAAAAUCAGGAAAAGACAAUCGAUCAAUUUCUCUCCAAUAUUUCAACACAAAUGGUCACCGCCUUCGACGGUGCCCUUCAGCUAGAUGACCAGCUCAACAGCGAGUUUGGCAGAGAAGUGGAAAAUGCUCGCCUUUUUCGCCUAAUGGCGAAACUCGGCUUCAUCAACGAGAGGCCGGAGUACGAGCAUGAUCGUCAGUGGUCGGAGAAUGGGGAACGAUAUUAUCUAAAACUCUUUCGAGAUUACAUUUUUCAUCAGGUGGAUGCACAGGAGAACCCUGUUGUUGAUCUUGGACAUGUCUUGUCAUGCCUAAACAAAUUGGAUGCAGGAUCGGAUGAACGGCUUACACUUGUCAGCCGUGAUAAUCAGAGUUGCUUUGUUGUAAGCUAUCGAGAACUGAAGAAGGGGAUGGAGUCUGCCUUUCAGGAACUCUCCAAAAAUGCAAGAAGGUCGCACUAG